UUGUUCAUUAGUUCUUUAACUGGUGAGAGUGCUCUCUCUCUCUCUCUCACACACACUCUCACACAGGUUGCAUGGGAAUCCUAGAUAAAACUAAUUAUUGAUACAUUCAUACGUCGUCAUGAAUUCAAUGUUAUAUGCUCAUUGACCACAAAUUGAUCAGAUGAUUUCUUACUCUCCUUUGAGCAUUUUCUUGAUCGCAUACCCAUCUGAGUAAAAUUUCAUUGAAUGUUUUUACACUACAUACCCAUUUCUGCACAAAUCCAUUGAAAGCUUUCUGGCUCACAUACCAAUCGAGCACAAAUUCAGUGAAUGCUUUUCUGCAACUAGAUUGCCAUGGAUCCAAUCACUUUUGCAUCAUCAUCAUACUCCCUAGCUGCAGGAGUUCUCCUUGUGAUACUCUUCAUUUUCCUGAAGAAGAAGAGUAAGAGGAGAGUGACACUGGCAUUACCACCAGGUCCUCCUGGAUGGCCCAUCAUUGGAAACAUCUUUCAGCUUGGGGACAAACCCCACCAAUCUCUUUUCCUACUUGCACAGAAGUAUGGACCUCUCAUGACCAUCAAAUUGGGCAUGCAGACAACUCUGGUUGUUUCAUCUCCAUCCAUGGUGAGAGAAGUACUAAAGAACAAUGCCCAGAGCUUCUCGAGCAGGACAAUCAAUACAGUUACAAGGGUAUUUUCCUACCAAGGCACAAGUCUAUUCUGGAGUCCUUAUGGCCCUCGAUGGCUUUUGCUUAGAAAGAUCUGCAACACAGAGAUUUUUAGUGUCAGAAGGCUGGAUGCUUUACAGCAUUUGAGAAGGGACGAAGUAUUUAGGACUAUUGGUUCCAUCUUGGAGGAUUGUAAACAGGGGAAUAGUGUGAAGAUUGGGGAAAGAGCAUUUAUGAUUUCUCUUACCAUUAUGGGUAAGAUGAUUUGUGGCAAAAAAUUGUUCGAGGUAGGCUCUGCACAAGCUGCAGAGUUUAAGAGCAUGGUACGAGAAGCCCUCCAAUUGGCAGGGCUUCCGAAUUUAUCCGACUUUUUUCCUUUUCUGGAGAGGUUUGAUCUUCAGGGGCUGAAUAGUAAAGCCAACAGUUUGGGCCGGCGCUUUGAUAACAUGUUUAACAUAAUCAUUGAGGAGCGACUAGCACAGAGGACUGAUAUACCAAUCAAGUACAGUGAUGAAGUGAAGGAUUUUCUGGACGUAAUGUUGGACUUGAGAGAAGAUGGCACACAGCUUACUCUGGAGAACAUCAAAGCAUUGCUCAUGGACAUGUUUAUUGCAGGGAUCGACACAACUUCAGCAACAAUUGAAUGGACAAUGACAGAACUUCUGAGAAAACCAGCACUGAUGAGAAAAGUCCAAGAAGAGUUGGAUGAUGUUGUGGGUGUGGAGAGAAGAAUGGAGGAGGCAGACAUAACAAAUCUUCCAUAUCUCCGAGCAGUAGUGAAAGAAGUGUUUCGAUUACACCCACUAGCCCCAUUGAUCAUCAGAAGAGCAGACAUGUCUUGUGAGAUUAGUGGGUUUUUAGUUCCAGAGAAUACCCAUGUGCUUGUGAAUGCUUGGGCCAUUGGGAGAGACCCUAGUGUGUGGAAAGAUCCCUUAAAUUUUAAUCCAGAUAGAAUUUUGGAAUCCAACAUUGACUACAAAGGCCAGGACUUUGAAUUGUUACCAUUUGGAGCAGGAAGAAGGAUAUGCCUUGGGCUUCCACUGGCACACAGACUGAUUCAUUUUGUGGUGGGAUCAUUGCUGCAAGGUUUCACUUGGUCCAUUCCUAUGGACAAUGAAGCAGGUAUUGAUAUGUCUGAGACAUUUGGCAUAACUCUACAGAAAACUGUGCCACUGAGAGCUAUUCCAACCCCAAGAAAUGGCAUCAAGUUUUAGUGUUAAAAAUUAUAGAGCUUGUUGGCUCAUAUCAUAUUCGCAUAGCCUAAGCUAGUUAGUUUCUUUAAGUUAUUUCUUAGGGCAGGAUGCUAAUGCAUUUGUUCAAUCAAAAUUUUAUAUUAGUUCAACCAAUCAUUGUUUAGAAUUAAACAUUUUGAACAACAUUUUUAUAAUUUAUAAUUUUUUUAAUUUAAUAAUUUAAAAAAUAUCAUUUAUCUUUUUGC
This is a messenger RNA of Cryptomeria japonica (Japanese cedar), 2084 nucleotides long. Its product is annotated as geraniol 8-hydroxylase. The transcript has 2 exons. The record is from RefSeq and is a predicted model, not a curated record. Gene Ontology annotation, molecular function: heme binding; iron ion binding; oxidoreductase activity, acting on paired donors, with incorporation or reduction of molecular oxygen. NCBI's taxonomy places the organism in Eukaryota, Viridiplantae, Streptophyta, Pinopsida, Cupressales, Cupressaceae. Bases 334 to 1860 code for a protein of 508 amino acids.